Messenger RNA from Nannizzia gypsea CBS 118893, 1470 nucleotides. Its product is annotated as KH domain-containing protein. Gene Ontology annotation, cellular component: nucleus. Lineage: Eukaryota; Fungi; Ascomycota; Eurotiomycetes; Onygenales; Arthrodermataceae. The transcript has 9 exons. Bases 1 to 1470 code for a protein of 489 amino acids. Gene Ontology annotation, molecular function: RNA binding. The record is from RefSeq and is a predicted model, not a curated record.
AUGUCCGAUAGUGACAGGCGAGCUAAACGCUCUCGGUUUGACCAGACAGAGCCUGAACCAAAACGCCAGUCUCGGUUUGAUAGACGCUCGCGCUCGCCGUCUGCUCGAGCUUCGGAGGCAGUGCGGGAUCGUAGCCCGAUAAAUCGUCGAUCCAGCCAGGGUUCAGAAGAUGCGAGCAAGCCCGCUACUCCCUCUGACCCUGCAGUCGCUGCGGCUGCCGCGGCCGCCAGGAUAAAGGAGCAGAUACAAGCAAGACAGGGCUAUCAACCAUCCACCACUCCGCCAGGACGCUCUAUUUCCAGUCCUUCCACUAAGGCAUCGUCCUCGGUUGCUCAUAUAAAUGGUGAAGUAUACAUGGCAGACGGUGAUUACAUCAAAGACAUCGAAGUCAACGAUCUCCGAAACCGAUAUACAAUUACAAAAAGCACUACUCAAAAGAUGAUUAAAGAAGAAACUGGCGCCGAUGUCACUACUAGAGGAAACUAUCUUCCGGAUAAAAGCAUGGCGACCCCUUCGAACCCUCCGCUUUACCUGCAUGUCACCAGCAGAACAAGAGAAGGCUUGGACAAGGCUAUCAAGAAAAUUGAAGAGCUCAUGAAGCAGGAACUUCCUGCUCUUGUUGAUGAACGGAGAUUCCGCCGAAGGGAACCGCCAGAACGUGUCGAGAGAGAUGAGUUCGGUCGCCCCAAAUGGCCUGAAGAACGGAUUCCGAUUGACCUGGAGCCUAUCCCUGGCUUCAAUUUGCGCGCACAAGUUGUUGGUCAAGGGGGUCAAUAUGUCAAGCACAUCCAGCAAAAAACUCACUGCCGUGUCCAGAUUAAAGGUCGUGGAUCAGGAUUCAAAGAACAUGGCACUAACCAAGAAAGUGAUGAACCAAUGUAUUUGCAUGUCGCUGGACCUGAUCCAAAUGAAGUCCAGAAUGCAAAAGCCUUGUGUGAGGACUUGCUUAGCAAUGUCAAGGAACAGUAUGAGAAAUUCAAAGAAAACCCACCACCACAGCGAGGUUAUCACGGUGGCGGAGGCUACGGCCAUCGUGACCGCCAUCAGUAUGGCAUGGGCUAUUCCUCUGGAGGUGGACACCAUAGUGGCGGGGGAUAUAACAACCAUUCCUCCCCUCAAACACCUUCAGGGAUGACUCCGCAGUCUGGGCCUGGGGCAACGCCUACCCCAUCUGCAGGUGGCUCUCAGCCCGAUUAUAGCGCCCAAUACGCUCAAUAUUAUGGUGGCCAAGACCCUUAUGCGGCAUAUGGAGGCUAUCAAAAUUACGUUGCUUAUUAUCAAUAUUAUCAGCAAGCUGCACAACAGCAGCAGCAACAACAACAAACGGGAUCUACCGCUCCUCCUCCACCUCCCCCGGAGUCCGCAGCGCCUCCACCCCCACCGCCUCCGCCUUCAUCAGAAACCCCUCCUCCACCACCGCCGCCCCCGUCUGGCGGGUAUAAUUCAGUUCCUCCGCCACCAGGUCUGUAG